AUGUUGCCUCGUCAGGUAAGUGAGAAAGUGAUUUUGUUUUCUUUAUGUCCACUUUAUGAUGGCUACGUCUUUAUAAGCCUGUCUCAGACUGUUCAGAUGCUAAGACUCGCUACAUUCGUCGCUACCGCUUCAUUCCUUUCCACAAUGCUGAAAAUCGGCAACAUGUGUGUGAAGAGAUUUAUGGAAAUUUGUGACAACAAGAUCAUCACAUACAAUGGAACAUCUCAACUCAAAGUGGUACACAAAACCAGUGGACAAUUGUCCAUUCGAAUGUGA
This is a messenger RNA of Clunio marinus, 276 nucleotides long. The record is from the annotation of a GenBank genome assembly. NCBI's taxonomy places the organism in Eukaryota, Metazoa, Arthropoda, Insecta, Diptera, Chironomidae.